AUGAUGUGGAUCCUCUUUCUGCUGCCGUGCGUGUUCCAAGCCACUGCUGCGAAUCAGCAAGAAUUCCUUGCUCACCUCGUAGCUACAGAUAUCCGAUUUAUGCGAGGCUCUCAUCUAGACGCGGAUGAUUCGCCAAACUUGUCAGCAUAUGAACGCCAGGCACGUCGCAAUAUUAGAUAUCUGCAAGAUCGGGGUGUCACUGUCGAAGAAGGUUGGAACCUGUUCCAAGCUUAUGGAACAUGGAACGCCAGAGUGGGCUUGCCGCAGCCAGGUAUCAUCCUGCUGGUUGGAGUUUGGAACCAUGAAGUCAGCGAAGAAGGUGCAGUUUCAGACGGCACACUUUCAGGCCGCCAGUUUCUAGGGCUGGCGAUGGAAUCUUUGAAAGCGCAGUUCCCAGAUGCCACGAUCUUGGCUGUGAACUCUUUGCGGCAUUUGAAUGUGACGAUGGGUCCCAUGGGAUAUGUGGGCUAUCCGUUGAAGGAAGGCCACGGCAUCGAUAUGCUCAGGUAUCCGCACGCGAUCUCCACCCGAGAGCCCUUGGGCCUUGGGGCACUGGCCACCGGACAGGUGGAUGAUCUCCACCACUUCUUGGUCCAAGAUGCGGGACAUGCACGACAUUCUGCCCCCCAUGCCUUCGACAUCAUGGCUUUUCUGCGUGCAGCACUGACCACCGGCAAAAGAAUUCUACAACUUGGAGGAAAUCGUUUCCAGUUCUUGGUAGCAUUUCUCCAAUACAUGGAUGCACACUCCUGGCAAUCAUUGCCACACCCUUCAGGCUUCGCAUUGUCAUCACCUUCGGCGCUGCCAGCCAGGGUGUCCUGUGUACCGUGCCGGGGAUCGGAGUGCAAGCAAGAAGGGCAUGGAUUGGUGCCCUCGGCCCCGUUUACUUUCCCAGAGCUUGCGGAUUCACAAGCCAACGCUCCGUCAGCGGACACGGCACUGGCCUGGCUGGAUGCCAUACCUCUAGGUCUCCUACAAGGCCAGAAUUUGUCCUGCGAAGCGCUACGGAAUGAAUUGCGGCGCUCCCGGCAGGAGGAGCCUGAGGAGCGGACCUCUUUCCCUUUGGUGCGAAAGUGGUGCACGGUCUACAUGGGAGCCAGUUUUGGUGGUUCGUCGAAGUUUGAGGAGGAGGCCAAGAACUUUGGGCGUCUCCUAGCCCGGAGUGGAGUGGGUUUGGUUUAUGGCGGGGGCAAUGCGGGUUUGAUGGGCGUGGUGGCCGAUGCCGUGCUUGCAGAAGGCGGCUACGUGAUCGGUGUUCGUCCUGCUGGGAACUUGUUGACUGCAGAGCAUGAGCACAAAAACCUCUCACAGAUGAUUUUUACCAAGACCAUGCAUGAGCGCAAGCAAACGAUGGUCGACUUGGCGAACUUUCUUGUGGCACUGCCGGGCGGUUUGGGAACUUUGGACGAGUUGGCUGAUGCCGUUGUCCUUUCCCAUCUCGGCACACAUAGGAAGCCGGUGUUCCUUCUGAACACAAACAGCUUUUGGACACCCCUUCUCAAGUUCGUGGAAACGAUGGCAGCCUCAAAGUUUCUAAAAGAAGGGCGCUGGGCCGAACUGGUCGAAGUUGCUGAAAGUGCUGAGGACUUGAUCCGGAAGCUACAGCGAGAGGACGAGGAUAUUGAAGCCAAAACGUCUUUCUUGCAGUUGCAGGUGGCGACCGUGACCACGCUCAGUGAUCAGGUUGGUGCUUGCCCCUUCAGGGUUGGGCUGUUGCCCGCUUUGGCCAUAGGCUGUGUUACCUCUAUCAUAGCUGCCUUGUUUGGUGUGCAUUCGAGAUCCGUGUCCUCUGGCCGAUGCGUGGUGGAUCUAUUCAUGGUGAUUACCGUGCUGGCUGCAACCUCUCGCAUGAUCAGUGUUCCGGAUUCGCAUGCCCUCUCUCUUGCUCUUAAGCAGGGAGCUUCCUGGUCGGGCCUCUACCUCGGUAUUUCCAAGUGGGGCGAUAUGAUCGGGAAUCUUAUAUGUGCUUUUCCACUCCACUUUUGGCCAGACUUCUGGCAAAACAGCAGUCGCCAGGCCAUGAUGUGUGGCCUUGCCGUCAUGUCGGCGGGAUCAGCCCUUUGCUUGGUGACACUCUCGCAGGUUGGAAAUGAAGAUUCUUCGAAGCUGGCAACCUUGCUCUGUGCAUCGAGGGCUAUCAUCGGAGUGGGGAAUGGUAUGGUGACUCAGCUCGUCAUCGUCCUUUUGUCGAAGCUCACUCCUCCUUCGGAGCUGCCUCAGGAGUUUCAGCGUGCCGUCUUCUACGUCACGGUUGGCACGGGCUUGGGCCCCCUGGCUGCUGCAGCCGGCUACUCCUUAAACCUGUGCACCACUCCCAACGUGCCUCAGUUUAAGACCGUGGGUCUCAUUCAGCUGAUUCUGCUCUCCUCUGGCUUGUGCAUGGUUAUUCUCUUCUACCCAGCAAAGAUCAGCAACGAAGAUGUGAAGAUCGUGGCGGAGGUGGAAGGGAGUGGCGCUCGUCGUCCUAUGCCUUGCUUUCGGAAGAUGGUGAUUUUGACGGGAUUGAUUUUGUGUGCCUUGCGGAGCUUUGUGGCAGGAUCUGUCGAGGUGGGGACGCCGCUGCUGCUGGAAGACCGGUUUGGGUGGAGCAUCGCCUCCACAGGUCUAAUCACAGGCGUUGCCUUUCUGAUGGGUCUUCCCAUCCGUUUCGUACAAAGUUGUUUGGGAGGUUAUUAUGCAGGUGAGGUGGCCUGGAUCCGCUUGCUCACGAUCUCAGCAGCACUCGGCACGCUGUUGCUUCUCCGUGCAGCAGGCAGACUGCUUCCUGGCGGCUACUCGCUAGUCCUCGGUGAUAUGAUCAUCUUUCCAUCCAUCUACCUGAGUGAAGGACUCACGCAGGGCUUGAUGAUGCGAUUUGUGCCACACGGAGGCUCAGACUCAAUUUUUGAAGCAAGCUCCAUCGCGUUGAUCAUGGACAUGCUAAUCAAUGCUUUCCUGGGUUUGGGUGCCGUGGGAGCACGCAGCAUCAUUGAGGCUGGAGGACAGUGGGGUCAAGACUUCAAUGCCGGCGUGCAGCUCUUGUGCUGCCUUGUCUUUCUCGUGCUCUUCGAGGUCGGCAUGGCUCCAUACAUCAAUAAAAACAAGUGA
Messenger RNA from Symbiodinium pilosum, 3087 nucleotides. Lineage: Eukaryota; Dinophyceae; Suessiales; Symbiodiniaceae. The record is from the annotation of a GenBank genome assembly.